Molecule: messenger RNA, 612 nt
Organism: Dibothriocephalus latus
Lineage: Eukaryota; Metazoa; Platyhelminthes; Cestoda; Diphyllobothriidea; Diphyllobothriidae
Source: the annotation of a GenBank genome assembly
UACAUCCUGAACAUCGCGUGGUUUGACAAGUGGAAGAAGUUUACCGGUUAUGCGGACAGCAAUGAUGCAGCCCCCGAGCCCGACGAAUGUGAUUCUCCUCCUGGGGAGAUUGACAACACCUCUCUUAUGGAAGGGAAACAAUUGCGGCCAAACCUUUUGGUAAACGCAGACGUUGUCUUCAUUCCCGAGUCCCUCUGGGAUCUAUUCUCCUGCACUUAUGGCUGUUGUCACAAAGAUACGGAGAUUUUUAAACGGAAAUAUCUCAAGGCGUCCACAGGAAAACUUUCUCUCGAUCUCUAUCCUUCAAACAUUUGUCUUGUGGAGAAGAAUAACAAGGACCAUAAACUCGAGGAAACAUUCUGUAAUGCAGAAACAAUAGGACAUUUGAAAAGCGUUAUCCGCAAGGCGAGACACUACGAACAUUGCGACAUUCGCUUGUUUGAUCCGAAAGUAGGAGAAGAGGUGAAGGCAGGGGAUGAUUUUACCCUCCAAGAAGCCUGCCUCGACGGAACUCGUGUGAGUUUUGAGUUUUGCGACUUAAAAUUCUAUGGCAAAAUCCUAAGUUUAUGCUUAAAUCGCAAGAACAGUGUGGGUGACAUUUGUCAGCGCUGA